AUGACCGAUUCACCCCCGCCGCACGAGAAAGCGUCCCCCUCCGACGUUCGAGAAUCGUCUCUCGACGCUGUCGCCGUCGCUGAGAAUGCCGACCAGCUCCACCGCCGUCUUUCCAACCGCCAGAUCCAAUGGAUAGCCAUCGGCGGCUCCAUUGGCACCGCGCUGUUCGUCAGCAUCGGAUACGGUCUGAUUGAGGGAGGUCCGGGCAGUCUGUUCAUCGCUUUCACGCUGUACAGCUGCAUGAUGGGCUUGGUCAACAGUUGCCUCGCUGAAAUGGUCAUCUUCAUGCCUGUCAGCGGCUCAUGGAUGCGCAUGGCCUCUAAAUGGGUCGAUGAGGCUCUUGGUUUUACCGCUGGCUGGAAUUUUUAUUUAUACGAGGCGAUCUUGAUCCCUUUCGAAAUCUCGGCUCUCAACCUGGUUCUCGGUUACUGGAGUGACAAAAUUCCACUCGCCGCCAUCUGCGCUGCGUGUAUCGUCCUCUAUGCGAUCAUCAACUUGUUCGCUGUGCGCUGGUACGGCGAGGCCGAGUUCUGGCUCUCGUCGGGCAAGCUGCUCUUGAUCUUCAUGAUGUUUGCCUUCACGUUUAUUACCAUGGUUGGCGGCAAUCCUCAGCGUGAUGCCUACGGCUUUCGGUACUGGCGAACUCCGGGUUCGUUCGCCGAAUACGUCACUACCGGCACUCUGGGUCGCUUCGAGGGCUUCCUUGGCGCUUUUUACCAAGCUUCGUUCACCAUCGUCGGGCCAGAGUAUAUCGGCAUGGUCUCUGGUGAAGCCAUAUACCCACGCAAGACGAUCAAGCAAGCCUUCAAGACCGUCUACUGGCGAUUCGGCUGCUUCUUCAUUCUCGGUGCCCUUUGUGUUGGCAUUGUUCUGCCCUACGACGAUCCCAAACUCAACGCCCUUCUGGGAGAAGGUGCAACUGGAGACGCCGGUGCCAGUCCAUAUGUCAUUGCUAUGCAGAACAUGGGCAUAACCGUGCUUCCGGACAUUACCAAUGCCUUGCUUGUGACGAGUAUCUUCUCUGCGGGGAACUCAUACGUGUAUGCCGCGACGAGAUCGUUGUACGCGCUCGCUCUCGACGGACAUGCACCAAAGUUUCUCAGGAAGGUCAACCGCCAAGGAAUUCCCAUCUGGUCCUUUGCAGUCACCAUGAUCUUCCCCUUCCUGUCGUUCCUGUCUGUGGGCGCGAGUGCCUCAGAAGGCCUCAAGUGGCUGGCCAAUCUGACACAAGCCGCUCAAGUGAUGAACUACAUCAUCAUGUGCACCGUUUAUCUCUUCUUCUAUCGCGCCCUCAAGGUCCAAGGCUACGACCGUAACACCCUUCCUUAUAAGGGCUGGUACCAACCCUACACGGCCUAUCUCGGAUUGCUUUUCAUGAUUUUGACCGUUUCUACUUAUGGCUAUACCGUCUUCCUUCCAGGAUGGUGGAACACCGGCACCUUCUUUACCUACUACGCCAUGGUUUUCGUGUGCAUUAUACUGUUCGCUGCGUAUAAGGUGAUCAAACGGUCCAAGAUUGUUCGUCCGCAGGAUGCCGACUUGGUCUGGGAAAGGCCAAUUAUCGAUGCCUACGAGGCGUCAAUUGACCCUCCUCUCGGAAUUUGGGAAGAUAUUGGUAGAUCAGUUGGAUUGAAGAGGAAGAUUGGAAGCUCUGAGGAUUGA
Lasiodiplodia theobromae is the source of this 1662-nucleotide messenger RNA. Its product is annotated as General amino acid permease. The transcript is spliced from 4 exons. Gene Ontology annotation, cellular component: membrane. The record is from RefSeq and is a predicted model, not a curated record. Bases 1 to 1662 code for a protein of 553 amino acids. Gene Ontology annotation, molecular function: amino acid transmembrane transporter activity. NCBI's taxonomy places the organism in Eukaryota, Fungi, Ascomycota, Dothideomycetes, Botryosphaeriales, Botryosphaeriaceae. Gene Ontology annotation, biological process: amino acid transmembrane transport.